AUGCCACCUGCAGGCGCAGCGUACAACAUCGACUGGGUCUGGUCUUUCGAAUCCAACGUCCACGUCGCCAACCACCGCGACUGGUUCACAGACUUCCGACCACUGACCUCCCACAUCAGCAGCAGUGUCGGCGACUCCUCAUCACCAGUCGAGGGCAUUGGGUCCGUGGAGCUCGAAGUGCGCAAACUCUACGGCGAAGCUGCAAAGAGGAACAAAGGCCCCAAGAACUCGAAAGUCGUCCUGCGCAAUGUUUUAUACGUGCCCAGCUUCCUCUGCAACGUGAUGGGGAAUCCCAUCAGGGAAGAGUAUGAUGUCUCGAUUGGCGCAGAACGGUGGUUGAUGGACAAGAAGACGGGCGCGGGUGUAGGACUGUUGGACAAGACCAAAGCAGGCACUGUCAAGCUCAUGUUGAAGGGGCAGGCAAAGGGAGAUACAGGUCUGACGGGUCAUGUGCCUGACAAGAUCGAUGUUCUGUGGUCUGAUGAAGAGAGGCAGAAAGCGCAGAUUCAGAAGCCGACAUGA
Molecule: messenger RNA, 522 nt
Organism: Sphaerulina musiva SO2202
Lineage: Eukaryota; Fungi; Ascomycota; Dothideomycetes; Mycosphaerellales; Mycosphaerellaceae
Exons: 1
Coding region: 1-522 (173 amino acids)
Source: RefSeq, a predicted model, not a curated record